Molecule: messenger RNA, 1501 nt
Organism: Pelagomonas calceolata
Lineage: Eukaryota; Pelagophyceae; Pelagomonadales; Pelagomonadaceae
Source: the annotation of a GenBank genome assembly
CAUCCCUAGGCAUCGUAGGACCCGCGCCCAUUGAUCACCUUUUGCGGUAUAUAAGAAGCCGUCCGCAACGAAAAAAAGACUGCUCUUUUCCCCUCGUGACGCUACCGAGGCGAGCAAGCGCUACGGCGCGGACCUUACCAGCUCCUGGGCAGCAGGCGAGCUCGCCGCCACAGACGCCGCGACGCGCAGCUCUCUAAAGAUGAAUGGCUACCCGCCGCCCCCGCCGCCCGGCCCACCGCCGCCCUCAAACGUCAUGGCGCCGCCGCCGCCGCCACCACAACCCUACGGCUACCCGCAGUACCCGCCGCAGCAGUACCCGCCUCAAAUGAUGCCGCCGCCGAUGCAGAUGCCCUACGGCUACCCGCCGCCCCAGCCCUACUAUGCACCACCACCCCCGCAAAUGGCGCCGCCCGCGCCGCCGCCGUGGCCCGCCGACGCGCCGCUGCCGGAGCAAUUGAAAGAUCUGCCGCGCACCAUCGGCGCGCAGAUUAUGAGUAGAGUCGGCCUCGCGGGCGUGUCUCCGAGAUUGGUGGAGACGCUGAAAAGCAUGGACGAACAAAGAGCAUUAGGUGCCGUCGCCGAGUGCGCCCAGGUCGUUUCCCGAGUACCGGAAACGCAGCGCGAGUUCGCGUUUGCCGACGUGAUUAUGAGGCACAACGGCGGCGUCCUCGCGGCGACGCCGGCCAACUCUACUCCUCUGGUGUCGCAGCCGGCGCCGCCGCCCGGACCGCCGCCGCCCGCGCCCGUGGCCCAGCCGCCGCCGCCGCCAGAAAACGACCCGGAGAUCGCCCAGCAAUUGCAACUCGUGACGCAGCAGCAGUCCCGCAGUCUCAUCGACGUGUCGCUCGCCGACCCCAAUAGGAUCUCCAAGAACCUCGUGCCAGGGGAGAUCUGGUCCGUGUCGCGCGACGGCCGCGACCUGGCCCUCGACGCCAAGGCCAAGAAGAAGCUCUGGAAGAAGCUCAAAAGGGAAGUUAUAUAUAGGCCGUCGCCCGAGGAACAGGAAGAAAAAAAGAAACAAAAGGAGGAAAAAGAUAUCGAUGAAUACCGGAACUCCGACGAGUACAAACUCAGAGUAAGACGCGACUUCGACGACUUGCUGCCGUUGCUGGCCCAGCAGGCCAAAGAAUUAAGGGGGCCGAAGCCGGGAAACCCGGAACAAAGCAUCGAACCGAGCUGCGCCGACGGCGACCCGACGCGGCAAGACCUCUUCAUGGCCAAGGUCCACAGCGCGCAGGUAGCCAUGGCGCAGCCGAACCCUCUGAUGAUCGAGAACGGCUCGGCCACGCUAGAUGGAGAUCCGGCGACCCUCGGGGCUUCGGCCGCCGCGGUUAUAAUGAGAGAGAAGCCGGACCUCUUCAAGGAGGAGGUCAAAGAGGUCGUCAUGAAGAAGAAGAAGGAGCGGUCGCGGCGGCGGUCCGGCUCCUCUGAUUCCUCGGACCGGGACCGGUCGCGGCGGCGGCGAAGAAGGCGGUAGGUCUCUUCUUAAAGUAUCGGUACU